Staurois parvus is the source of this 344-nucleotide messenger RNA. Lineage: Eukaryota; Metazoa; Chordata; Amphibia; Anura; Ranidae. The record is from the annotation of a GenBank genome assembly.
UGCUCGGGAUGGCUGCGCACAGUUCAGCCAUUCCGAUUAGUGUGCUUACAGUACAGCACACACCCCCUGCCCCCUAGUAAAACACUCCCUGCACUUAGUUAACCCAUUAAUCGCCCCUCAUAUUAACCCCUUCCUGUCCAGUGCCAUUAGUACAGAGCAGGGGCAGACUGGCAACUCAUGGGGCCCCCGGGCAAUAGGGGAUCAUGGGGUCCGUGUCCUCGCUCACACUCAAACCACACCCAAAAAAGCCUAUAAAAGGUACCAGGGGCAUUUCAUGGGGCCCCCUACUGACCCCAGGCCCUCGGGCAGUGUUCGAGUGCUGGAAUGGUCAGUCCGCCCCUGGU